Cutaneotrichosporon cavernicola is the source of this 234-nucleotide messenger RNA. RefSeq lists its product as uncharacterized. The transcript has a single exon. The record is from RefSeq and is a predicted model, not a curated record. Lineage: Eukaryota; Fungi; Basidiomycota; Tremellomycetes; Trichosporonales; Trichosporonaceae. The coding region runs from base 1 to 234 and encodes 77 amino acids.
AUGCCCUACCCACACAAGAAUACCAAGCCCACGCCACAGCCGCGCACGACAAAGCCGCGCAUCGAGUACGUCGCUCAGGAGCUUGCCCUGCUCGCCGCUAACGCCAGCAUCGCGCCCACCCGUCCCCGGCCUGUUCCCAAGUUUUCCAAGAUGAGCUUCACAAAGGUCAUCUACUGUGGACAGUGCAACAUGUGCUGCUGCGAGCAUGCUAUUCAAGAGCGCCUCCAGCACUAG